This is a messenger RNA of Psilocybe cubensis, 531 nucleotides long. RefSeq lists its product as uncharacterized. The transcript is spliced from 8 exons. The record is from RefSeq and is a predicted model, not a curated record. Bases 1 to 531 code for a protein of 176 amino acids. Lineage: Eukaryota; Fungi; Basidiomycota; Agaricomycetes; Agaricales; Agrocybaceae.
AUGAAGCCUUCAUUUGUUUUUGCAACGUUGCUGGCCGCUGUUAGCUCUGCGCUUGCAGGCGUGGUCUCGACGACAAUCAUCGAUAGCAUUGAUCCGGCGAAGUGGAUCUCUGUGGAAAGUGGAGAAAUUGACCACAAUGCCCUUGGAACUGUUGCGAACAGCACUGGAGUCUCUUUGGAAGCCAGAGGAGGAACCCCUGUUGUCCACUGCUACAACUUCGGAACUUCGACCUCCCGUACUAUUCUGGUUACCGUUAUUGAUGAUUUCUGCAACAAUCGACUAAUCGGCCUGACGGCUCGCCCCGGGGUCGAAUACUGGUCUCGCUAUAAUUAUGGGCCAGUGACCACAUAUGUUUCCCUCACUAUGACUGGCUGCUCGCCAUGGGUUGUUGACUCUGCAUGCAACAUCAAUCUCAGGCGACCCGUCGACGGAUGCAACACCGGUGGAGUGAACGGGAAACAGGGUGGAUGGAUGACCGACGAUUGCGCUUCCUGGAGGACAGACCCAGGCAGCAAUGGUAGCGACGUAUAA